Melanotaenia boesemani (Boeseman's rainbowfish) is the source of this 2265-nucleotide messenger RNA. RefSeq lists its product as uncharacterized. Lineage: Eukaryota; Metazoa; Chordata; Actinopteri; Atheriniformes; Melanotaeniidae. The transcript is spliced from 11 exons. Bases 304 to 1155 code for a protein of 283 amino acids. The record is from RefSeq and is a predicted model, not a curated record.
ACUGUAACCCUUAAACGAUGUUUUUGUUUUUUCUUUUAAAUUAACACACUACAGUAUUAAUUUGUUCGUACUAUUUUAAGCAUGGUAUGUGGAGGCGGAGACUGGCAGCGCGUUGAGGUGGUAACUAGUUUCACUUUCAGCGUCUUUCAACUACACACAGUAGUACCGCCACUUACUAAAACGACUAUUUAUGCUCAAACUAAAAUGCAAUUAGCUUUCAGCUAACGUUACUUCACACGUAUAUUUAGUCAACAACAGCUGGAGCCGGGUAUCUUGUUGCUUUUCCCGGUUUCGUUGACGAAGAUGAGGCCCUGUCGUGCUCGCCUGUUGUUGGCCGGUUGGUUGGUUUUCAUCCUUUUUGUCAAGUUCGCAGCUUCAGAGAAAAAGGUUUACGGGAGACUGGGCGGCCAGGUUGACCUCAAACCAGAAGUCGUCCCUGCAGCUGACACCAGCAUCAUAUGGAAAGAAGGAGAAAAUCUCGCCAUGAAAUGGGAGAGACAGGAAAUACGUGCAUAUCGCCAGUUUAAAGAGCGUGGCCGUCUGAACAUCUCAACUGGAAUGAUGACAAUCACAGGACUGAUCCCAACUGACAGCGGACUGUACACACCAGAGAUCAAUAACAAAGUCGACACCCCAAUCCUCCUCGAAGUCAUCUCUGAUGUUCCUGUACCUACCCUUAAAUCUUGCGACAGCACAGUGAGUGUAUGUACACUGGUCUGUGAAGGAGACACAACAGGAGCUGGACCAGUCAGCUACACAUGGAAAGCAGACAAUAAAGAGGUGCCAGAAGUCUCUGGGAAUGAAUACAUCAUUAAGAAAGAAAUUUCAAAUAUAAAAGAGUUCAGCUGUGAACUGAAUAAUGAAUUCAGUCGGCAGAGCAGCAAUCCCAUCCCCAACCCGUUCGCCACCCCUGAAAGCAAACUAAAUAUUUUCAAAGGAGUCACAGUCUUCAUUUGUCUACUGCUGCCUGUGCUGCUGCUGGUCAUAUUUCACAAGUGCAAAACGGGGGUGUGUUUCUAUGAAAAGACAUCAAUGCCGUGGGAAGCAAACUUCUGGAAGAGGAACGAGAGGCCACGAGAGAGGAUUGCUGAAUCCAACGGCACCACUCGUGCUCAGCCAAGAGACCAAACGGAAGAGGAAACACCCAUGAAAUAGAUGGGCACCAGAUGAGGACCUGAAACUGGACCAUCUCCAAGUUCCAGACUGAAACUAAAAGGAUUUAGGAGAACUACAAGUACAACUGCAGGGCUUAAAGUGUUCCGGCACCUUGCCGGAUCUCCAGCUUUUCGCUUUGAGUCAGAAAAAAAAACAAAACUGUUACCUAUGGGUAUAGUGGUUGAGACUCUGAAUUGUAGAAAAUGAAUUGAACAAUGAACAAUGUUAAAGUCGGAAAUUACACAUAUUCGAAAAUAAGCAGAACUUGCUGCUGCAUGUUUUCAGUGUUCAGCAAAUAGUGACAAUAUACCACACUUCGUUUUCUCCGCCGAGUUCACCUGUAGCGUGAACGUUGUCUCUGAGUGGUCUUGAACGCAGCAUCCAAGCCAAUGGUUGUUUCACCGAAAUCAUAUUUAAAAUAAGAUGUAGAGUAAAUUCAUGAAGUCAGAGAAAGACGUCCUAAUUGCACCUCCGCUCCCUGGAAAAAAGUUCAUUUUCAGGAAUUUUUUUUUACUUUAAGCCCUGCAACUGAUCUACAAGUGGCUUUCAAAUGCCACACAAGCACAUGAUUGGCAGUUAAAAUAAGGAGACUUAAGGGGACAUUUCUCAUAUUUAGGCACUUUGAAAAAGGUUUGACAUUUUAUGAUGGUGUUACAUAUUAAAUGGGACAUUUUACGAAGUCAUCAGCUGCUGAGACCAAUAGUUUGUAGAUCAGAAUAAACAAGCACCACAAAGAGGAAACAGAAUAGAUUGAAGGUCAUAAUUUAACAGAAGCUGGGCUGCAGAGAAGCAGAGCAGAUCUAUCUUCGGCUCAAAGUUUUCUCAAAGAGCCAGAGAGCAUUUUAAACAAUUCCAGGAAACCCAGCAAAGUGUGCUUUCCUGUGACGGUCUGCAUAUCUGACUCAGACUAGUACCACCAACUUAAAAACCGAGGGCUGCGGGUGAUUGUGAUCCAACAUGUCGGAGGACCUGAGCUGACCGGAGGACAGAAAGGAAGCCAUUGUGUGGUUGAAGCGGCCAGUUCAACAAACAAUCAAAGCUUUGUACAGUGCUGCCACUACAUGCGUGGAGCUGUUUGUGUGAGUUUGUUUUGAGGCAAAUCUCCAAAUU